Molecule: messenger RNA, 2973 nt
Organism: Octodon degus (degu)
Lineage: Eukaryota; Metazoa; Chordata; Mammalia; Rodentia; Octodontidae
Gene: Socs4
Product: suppressor of cytokine signaling 4
Exons: 3
Coding region: 470-1762 (430 amino acids)
Biological process (GO): positive regulation of proteasomal ubiquitin-dependent protein catabolic process; phosphatidylinositol phosphate biosynthetic process; negative regulation of epidermal growth factor-activated receptor activity
Cellular component (GO): phosphatidylinositol 3-kinase complex
Molecular function (GO): 1-phosphatidylinositol-3-kinase regulator activity
Source: RefSeq, a predicted model, not a curated record
AGAGCUGGUUACUGGGGGAAUGAGGGAGGAAAGGAAGGGGCAGAACGCGGAAGUGGUGGCGGCGCCUGAGGAGCAGGCGGAGGCGGUGACUGCGAAGCCUGAGACUGGAGCGCGUCGAGGGGAGGGGAAGGCGAGGGUUGGCAGGAGGGCAUCCGCCUUCUAGGACCUACACGCGGUGCGGGAGUGGCUCGGCUUCCUUUCUCCACUUCCACGAGCGCCCCGCGUGUUGGCGACGGUGAUGGCGGCAGCUUCUCCGACCGCCUGGGUGAAGCUGCGCUCCAGGAGGAUUCUGUUGAAAUUCUUUGGAUGGAUGGAUGGAUGAGUGCAGGCAAUUCAGUCAUGCUAAUUAACAUACCCAUCAUAUAACUAUUUGGGUACAUCCAGAAAGUGCCCAAAAGAAGUUUCCAGUCAGAAAAACUGAAAAAGCGGUAUUUAUAACACUGUUGGGCUUUGCGGACAAUUUGUUAAAAUGGCAGAAAGUAGUGAAAAUAGUAAUAAAAAUGUAGACGUGAGACCCAAAACCAGCCGGAGCCGGAGCGCGGACCGGAAGGAUGGCUACGUGUGGAGCGGCAAGAAGCUGUCGUGGUCCAGAAAGGGCGAGAGCUGCUCGGACACCGAGGCGCCGGAGGGGUCCGGGAUGGGGGCGGAGAGCGAGCGGCCGCUGCGGGGCCAGGAGCGGAAGCACAGCUGCUCGUCCCUGGAGCUGGACCUGGACCACUCCUGCGGGCACCGCUUUCUGGGCCGAUCUCUGAAGCAGAAGCUACAGGAUGCCGUGGGCCAGUGUUUUCCGAUCAAAAACUGCAGCAGCCGCCACUCUCCCGGGCUUCCAGCCAGAAGAAAGAUCCAUAUCAGCGAGCUCAUGCUGGACAAAUGUCCUUUCCCGCCGCGCUCAGACCUGGCCUUCAGGUGGCACUUCAUUAAGCAGCACACCGCACCCCUUAGCCCCAGCUCCGACGACUGGGGCAGCGCUGACCUCCCCCAGCGCGACCCGCGGGAUGCGCAGCUCCAGCCCAGGAGGGCCGAGGCUAUGUGUGGCAGACCGCAGCCGGGCGCCCCGACUCCCGGCGCCACAUCCGCCUCUGCAGCCAACCUGGCGUCUGGCAGCAGUGUAGAGGACAGCGACAUGGACUCAGACGAGGACAUGGUCACACUCUGCACAAGCUCCAGGAAGAGAAACAAGCCCAAGUGGGAGCUGGAUGAGGAGCUGCUGCGGCUAGAGACGCCACCCAAGUACCACACGCAGGUGGACUACGUGCACUGCCUGGUGCCCGACCUGCUGCGCAUCAACAACAACCCCUGCUACUGGGGCGUGAUGGACAAGUACGCGGCCGAGGCGCUGCUCGACGGCAAGCCGGAGGGCACCUUCCUGCUGCGGGACUCGGCGCAGGAGGACUACCUGUUUUCUGUCAGCUUCCGGCGCUACAGCCGCUCCCUGCACGCCAGGAUCGAGCAGUGGAACCACAACUUCAGCUUCGACGCGCACGACCCCUGCGUCUUCCACUCCCCCGACAUCACCGGGCUGCUGGAGCACUACAAGGACCCCAGCGCCUGCAUGUUCUUCGAGCCCCUGCUGUCCACGCCCCUCAUUCGGACCUUCCCCUUCUCCCUGCAGCACAUCUGCCGGACGGUCAUCUGCAACUGCACAACCUACGACGGCAUCGACGCCCUUCCCAUCCCAUCCCCCAUGAAGCUGUAUCUGAAGGAGUAUCACUACAAGUCCAAGGUCAGGGUCCUCCGCGUGGACGCCCCGGAACAGUGCUAGAGGCCACUUCGCACGGUGUCUCGUUCUUUUAUGCCUCUGACUUUUUCUACGAAGGCAGUCUUGGUAUAAAAGAAACCUCUGCCCUAAACUUGACUUCCACAUUAGUUUAUUUUUCGUAUACUUUAAUUAUUUAAGGUUAUACCCAGGAGGUUAAUAGAUGUUUUUAACCAGAUGUUUGAGUUUUGCUUUUGCUAUGUAGGUUGUAUACUUAAACUUUUUUCUUUACCUAAUUUAUAUAUGAUCUGGGCAUAUUUGAAUUUAGUAGGCAUUGGAAACACAUUUGAAUAUCAUAUAUUAACUGUUUUAAAAUAAUCUUGUAUUUUUUGCUACAUGUAAAAUAACCCAUUAAUCUAUACUAUCAGUAUUCCUGAACAUAAAAUACUUUCCCAGCUCCUUUUCAUUGAGUUUUGAAAUUUUUCAAUAGUGUUACAACUCAUUCAUAGUAAUGCAGUUCUUUUUUUUUUUUUUUUUUUUUAAUUUGCUAACAGGGAUGUUAAAAGUAACAAUUACUUCAAGUCAAAUUUUGUGUGGGUUUAUUUUUUAGACAGGGUCUUGCCAUGUAGCUCAGGCUGGCCUUGAACUCAUGGCUAUCUUCCUGCCUCAGCCUUCUGAGUGCUGGAAUUACAGACAUCAACACCCCUAGCUUGUUUUAAAUACUAAUUAUAAAAGAGAAUCACUGUAUUGUUGAUUCAUCUGGCCAGUGAGAGUCAAUGAUUACCUGACCACCUGGAAGAGCAUCAGCCGCAGUGUGGCGGGGUAGCUCCUUACACUGCUGAGAAGCCCCUUCUCCUCCCUAAGCCAUCUUCAGAACAUUCAUUUUGUCCCUUUCUCAUUGGGCACUUUAAAAAUAAUGGUAACACUAUUAGCAGCUAGCAGUUGCUACAGUAACUGGGGUUUUUCUGUAUUAUUAUGAGUAGUUGCUCUUGCAUUAGGCCUCUUAGAUGAGCUCUGGGCCUGGGCAAAUUGCAGUUGAUAAAUAGCCACAGAUUUCCUCUGGUAACCCAAGAGUACCUAAAUACUGCUUCGUUAUUUUAAGUUAAACUUGAAUAAAGAGGCAAGAAAUAAGCAUGGAGCUUACUAUUGAGAAAGCUUAAUAUUUUUUUGAUCUUCAAGUUUCAAAUAUUUUUUCCUGUUUUCAGAAUUAACUGAGAUCUUUAAAGAGGCUUCAAUAAAGAGCUUUUUUUUUUUUUUUUUUUUUGUAUUUUAGUACA